Cloeon dipterum is the source of this 1896-nucleotide messenger RNA. RefSeq lists its product as uncharacterized. The transcript has 12 exons. The record is from RefSeq and is a predicted model, not a curated record. The coding region runs from base 64 to 1857 and encodes 597 amino acids. NCBI's taxonomy places the organism in Eukaryota, Metazoa, Arthropoda, Insecta, Ephemeroptera, Baetidae. Gene Ontology annotation, biological process: proteolysis. Gene Ontology annotation, molecular function: serine-type endopeptidase activity.
CCAAGUAAAUAGGUUUAGCAAUUCAGUCAAGCACCACAGACAGUGCAUAAAAGAAGUGUGAAGAUGACGAUUCAAGAGAAACUCAGACUUCUGGUUCUGCUUGGAAUUUCAUUUUGUGUCGUAAAUUGCAGUGCACACUUUCCAGAUCCAAUUUUCAGCAAACAAGACAAUUUGAGCUCAAAGAAUUGUGGUAUUUGGAGCGGCAAUGCAAACGAGGAACCCAGUUGGAGAGUAGUUAUCGACUACAAUGGAUUAGUUUGCGAGGGUAUUCUAAUAUCUAACUGGACUGUUCUGACACCCACAUGCACAAUUGAAGAAGCAGACUUAAAAAAGGGAAAAAAUAUUAGUGUGCACUGGGGGGAGUGUGCAAAGAAAAACGAAAGAGAAAAUCUUCCCCAGUGUAGCAGGAAACAAGGGAGAGUACUAAGUGUGAUGGAAAAGAAUCCAGAUUUGAAGCUAUUUAUAACAAACAAGUUAUCUGAUAUAGACGAAAAUAUUCAUCCAAUUUGUUUGUUUAACCGUGGCAAUGAAUUGGACACAACAGGUUCACCAGAUUCCCUCUACUUUCAUUGGAAUCAAUAUCUGUACUAUGAGCAAUAUGGCUUUGACUAUUACACACGAUCGGUCAUUCAAGUACCUGACAACCGAAAACAAGCGCUCUCUCCAAGACACAUAGUGCCCAUUGAGAAUUGUCUCAAUGAUUCUAAAGUAAUGGUAGACAAGAAUGGAAGAAAUUUGUUCUUAUGUACAUCACCACCCGUCGGCCAGUUUAAGACAUCAUAUGGAAACUUUUUGGUGAAUUUCCACAAAGGUAAAUACUUUCUGCGAGGCCUGAACGUGAACACUUUUAAUUCAACCGAUGGCUUCAAUGACAGAAAAUUUAACAUAUAUCUUGACCUACUGCCCCAUUCGGAAUGGAUCGCUCGUCGCGCCCUGGAUGAAAUGGUUCUCACUCUAAUUCCGAUGCCAAAACCAAUGAAAGAGCUUACUCUUGCUGGCAACCUGAGCUUUCCUGACUGCGGUGUAAAAAGUUUGAGACAAAAAAGAGAUGCAAGCAGUUACUCAGAGUCAUCAGAAGAGAUAGAGGAUGCGACACAGUUAGUGGGGAAUGGUUACAACGCGGAACCAGAGGGGCAUCCUUGGCAUGCUGAAAUUUUCAACCUCUUGAACGGCAACAUCUGUGGCGGAACCUUAAUAUCGAGGAAAACCGUAUUAACAGUGGCCCACUGCAUUUUUGACUGCGAAGAAGACGACUUAAGUGUUACAAUUGGAAGAUAUGACAGGAGUCAGACACACGUUCGGGGCAUGCAAACAAAAACACCUAGCAAACUGGUGAUCCACCCUAACUUCACAAAAGGCGGAUUGCAUAGUGAUAUUGGUCUGGUAAUAUUUCAUGAUGAAUUUGAACUGACAGAACAUAUUCGCCCAAUUUGUCUGUGGAACGAGGAUAUUAGCCUAGAUCACAUCGAUGGACGAUUGGGUGUUGUUGUUGGAUAUGGUUUAGACGCCAAAAGGACUUUGCCUAGUAUUUUGCAGGAAGCAAAGUUAAAAAUACGGACAAACGUAGCGUGCUAUCUUAAUGGCAGAAGAUUUUUUAAGAAAAACAUAAAACCUGGAGAUAAUUUUUGUGCUGGUUAUAAGAAUGGAACUAAAUUAUGCCCAGGUGAUAGUGGAGGGAGCCUGUCAAUUAAAAAGGACGAUCGUUGGUUUAUAAGAGGAGCAGUAGCCUUCGGAAAGACAAAUAUUUCUAUAGUAGAGGGCAAGAAAGAACAAAUUUGCUUGGAUAGCUUUGGAAUUUUCGUGGAUAUUGCAUAUUAUUUAGACUGGAUUUUAGCAAACACUCCAGAUCUUAUGUAAUAUGUAUUUUCUGAAACAAUAAAGGAAUAGUUAAUGUUA